UUUCGGGGCUAGUUUUUCAGGCUCAGCCAAACUCAUACCCCCCUCCCACUUUGCAAGAGCUCCAACGUUAACCGGUAAUUACCAAAAGGCGAACACCCGGAAACACUGCAGCAUUCCCUGGGCACGGGAGCUGAGAGACACGACGCUGAGCAGGUGAAAGGAUGGACACCCAGAGUCAGGUUGUGGACCGGCUGAGGUCAGCGUUUCGUUCAGGCAUCACAGUCCCGGAGCAGUUUCGCCGAACUCAGCUGACCAAGCUUAUGUCCAUGAUCAAAGAUAACGAGGAACUGAUUUUAAAUGCACUGCACAAAGACCUCGCAAAGCCGAAGUUUGAGGCCGUCCUGUCUGAGGUUGAUAUAGUGAUCAAUGAGAUCCACUACGCCAUCAAUAACUUAUCAAGCUGGAUGAAGCCAGAGUACGCCAGCACAAACCUGGCCACUAGGUUUGAUGACUGCUUUAUCCGGAGGGAGCCAUUAGGAGUCGUGUUAAUCAUUGGGCCGUGGAACUAUCCCCUGCAACUCCUUCUCUUACCCUUGGUUGGAGCCAUUGCCGCAGGAAACUGUGUGAUCAUUAAGCCUUCAGAGAUCAGCGCCGCCACAGAUGGUCUGAUAGCAGAGCUCGUCCCCAAAUAUUUGUCACAGGACUGUUAUGCAGUCGUUCAUGGUGGAGCAGAGGAGACCAAGGCACUGCUGCAGAAUCGCUUUGACCACAUCUUCUACACAGGUUCUCAGACUGUGGCACGCAGCAUCCUGCAGGCAGCCUCAGUCCACUUGACCCCAGUGACCUUGGAACUGGGCGGCAAGUGUCCGUGCAUCCUUUACGGACGCUUGAACAUCACAGGUGCUGCUCGCCGCUUGGUGUGGGCCAAGUUUUUUAACGCCGGGCAGAGCUGCGUGGCCCCGGACUAUGUGCUGUGCUCACCGGCCACCCGGGACGCCCUGGUGCCUGCGAUGCGCGAGACCCUGGAGAAUUUCUACACCGCGGAGCCUCAGACCUGUCCCGACCUCUCCCGCAUCGUGUCACCCAGACACUGGACUCGACUGAUGGAGCUACUCAAGAAGUCCAGUGGCAAGGUUGUUCUGGGAGGAGAGAGCAACGAGGAGGAGAAGUACAUUGCUCCCACAGUGGUGGUGGACGUGGCUGAAGAUGAUGCACUAAUGCAGGAGGAGAUUUUCGGCCCCAUCCUGCCCAUCCUCACCGUGGAGUCUCUGGAGCAAGGCAUCGAAUUCGUCAACCGCAAAGAGAAGCCGCUGGCCCUCUAUGUUUUCUCCGAAGAAUCCUCUGUGGUAAACACAGUCCUGGAGAACACCACCAGUGGAGGAUUCUGCUCUAACGACGGGAUCGUCCACAUGACCCUGCCGAGCCUGCCCUUUGGAGGUGUAGGGGCCAGUGGCUGGGGCAGCUACCACGGCCGCUGGGGCUUCGAGCAGUUCAGCCACCGGCGGGGCUGCAUGCUGCGCGGCUGGGCGUUGGAGAGAUUCAACAGCCUGCGCUACCCACCUUACCAAGAUCCAAAUAAACUGAGCUGGCUGCGCUGGACCACCUCGCCAAAGAGCAGCUGCUCACUUAUGUGAUGGCAGCUCCUGUUACACCAGCCCAGGGACUAUGGGACUACGGAAAAUUAGCCUGGAUGCCUAAACUAAAUGUGCACUGGCCCCCGUAACGUCAAUCUGUGUGAAUACAUGCCAGGUGAUAGUGCACUGUUUUGUGCACUUUCCAUCGUGCAAGUUGAUCUCCUAAAGCAGACUUCUAUAAUGAUUCUAAUUUUGUAUCUAUUGUGUUUUUAGAAGAUAUCCUGCCCUGUAUUUUCUCUAGAAAAAAAUCCCACCCUUUCUCAGCGAGUUCUUUUUAGGCACGUACUUCACUCUCAGCACAUGUAUUCUGUUAGCAGAAUGCAGAUCACGGGCAAAAUAGGCCUGUUUUUUUAUUGAUAAAACAAUUUAAACUGGCUUAGAUUAAAAAAAAAAUGCCAGCAUCCCACCGCCUGCCUAAUCCUGUUCUUCUCCACUGAAAUCUUUACGUGGUGAGAAUGGCUUUACACGUACCGUUGAAUUUGUCACUGUAAAUCUUUUUUAUUGUUCUGAUCAAUCGGUGUACUUCUCUUGGUGUCAGAAGAGAUCUACAUGUGUUAUUAUCUGUAUUUUAAUGCUGUUUUCCAUGAUAUACUGUAAAUAAAUUUGACAUUUUAUAAACA
This is a messenger RNA of Chelmon rostratus (copperband butterflyfish), 2194 nucleotides long. RefSeq names its product aldehyde dehydrogenase 3 family, member B1 (gene aldh3b1). Gene Ontology annotation, cellular component: cytoplasm. The record is from RefSeq and is a predicted model, not a curated record. The coding region runs from base 162 to 1574 and encodes 470 amino acids. Lineage: Eukaryota; Metazoa; Chordata; Actinopteri; Chaetodontiformes; Chaetodontidae. Gene Ontology annotation, biological process: aldehyde metabolic process. The transcript has 11 exons. Gene Ontology annotation, molecular function: aldehyde dehydrogenase (NAD+) activity.